AUGAGGAGGAUCAGAACAAAGACCUGGCCCCUCGAGAAGGCCUCCAUCUGCGUCGUCGACAUGCUCGACACCGUUGCCGCCGACACUGCUGUGAAGAAAAGAUCAAGAUCCCCAGUCCCGACCCUUCCCGGCUUUGGGCCCAGCUUCAUCAGCAGCAAGAAGCCCACGAAAGAGUUGGCAACGAAGAACAUCAGGAGGAGCAAGAAUGGAUCGGCGGAGGCGGCUGCCCACUGGUAUCUGCGUACGACCGCCUUUAAGAAUGGCCUGGCCGUGCAAGACAACUGA
Spirodela intermedia is the source of this 285-nucleotide messenger RNA. The record is from the annotation of a GenBank genome assembly. NCBI's taxonomy places the organism in Eukaryota, Viridiplantae, Streptophyta, Magnoliopsida, Alismatales, Araceae.